Messenger RNA from Metopolophium dirhodum (rose-grain aphid), 3699 nucleotides. RefSeq lists its product as uncharacterized. The coding region runs from base 1747 to 2328 and encodes 193 amino acids. The transcript has a single exon. The record is from RefSeq and is a predicted model, not a curated record. NCBI's taxonomy places the organism in Eukaryota, Metazoa, Arthropoda, Insecta, Hemiptera, Aphididae.
UCAGAAACUAUUUUAAGCAAAUAAAUAAAAAGUUAUUAUUAUAUAUAAAAAAAAGUAGGUCAGCGCAUUUCGGUGGUGGAUGUCCCUUCGGGUCACGGACAGGAUAGAGUAAUUUUACUGUACUCGAUUAGAAUGCAAUGAUUGCAUUCGAUAAAAAACGAUUCUGAGCGGACGAGGGAAUCCUUUUUAUUUAAUUUUAUUAAUUUCUAUGGUGAUAUACAAAGCGUUUUAAGAACAGAUUAAGAACGAUUUAUAUAAAUAGGUAAUUUAUAUAAUUAUAAUUAGGAAAUAUCAUAAAAAUAUAAAAGAAAAGAAAAAGCUCAAAAGUCGCUCAAAUGUUUUGAAAAUUGUACCGUGUCUAGGUAAGGCUAAUAUAAGUAAACAACCCAAAUUUCAAGUUUUUACAAAUGUUUUUAACCUAAUUACAACAAAAAAACUACCAAAAUUAAAAUGUCUAUAAAUAGUUUAAAAAUGGCUAAAAUUUUCUGAACUUUAAACCGUAAGGAACAAAAUCCAAAAUACAACAAAAAAAUAUCUCUUAUCAUAUUUCAUUUGAAGCAAUAUUUCUGGUAGAAAACGUCGUCCGUAAUUAUUUAAUAUUAUAAAAUCAUGAAAUCGUACGUUUUUUCUCCUUUAACCGCUUUUAUUUCGAGUAGCGUUUCAAAAAUCGAAAAAGUACCAGCUCAAGAACAUUACCUUUCAGAAAAGAUGCUGAACUUGAUACUUUUGAGCAAGUUUAGAGGGAGAAAAAGUGUUUACAGAAUAAAAAAGAAAAAGAAAUAAACAUCAUUGUAAAACCAUUACAUUCCUCGCUCCGCUCAGAAUCUAAAAAACUACUUCGUUUUGUGCAAGAACCAGUAAAGUCCGUAUGUUAAAUACAGAGAUAUCAUAUAAAUGGAGAUGACUUGUUGUUACACAAAAAAUAUUUAAUUUAUUACGAGUAUGUGUAUAUUUCAUUCUUAUACUAUACAAUAUAUAAUAAUAUGUAUAUCAUAAAUAAAAUUAAUCUAAAAUACAAUGUCCACUUUGACCGCCGGUUUAAUACUUCUAUUAUUAUCAUUCAUUAUUUCUUAACAGUAUUAUCAUAUUAUAUAAUUUAUUCAUUCUUAACACAACUUUUCUUAGAUAAAUAAAUAAUUUCACUUCAAUCUUUAAGUUUCUUAUUAAUUUUUUUUAAAUUAUCUAGACUUAAAACUUCCUUAGUAACAAAACAAUUUUAUAAAAUAUGAAUAACUUCAUAAGCUUUUAAAAAUAAAUAAAUAAAUCGUAAAUAAAACCUUUUUUCAUAAUUCAUAGUAACAUAAGCAAUUGAGACCAAUAGAUGAAUUGUCACCAUAGCAACGAAAAUGGCAACUGUUUUUACCACUAGUGGUUUAUCAGUUGAUAAUUUAUAUUAUAAUAACAAUGAAUAAAUCCACGUCAUAUUACCAGCUGUUUAUUUCUUUAAGACACAAUAAUAAGACAUUAUCACUUUAUCCGCUAUGGCUGCUUAUUUGUACACUUUUUCCCUACAUUUUUAAUUCAAGGUUAAAAUGAGUAUACCUCAUACCAAGCUGGUGACUUUAACUAGUCAUAUUUCGAAGCACUUGUAGGGUACAUUGCGUGUACAUUGCAUGUACAUUGCGCGUCUUCCGAUAAUUUAACAGACAGAUUAAAGUUUUCCAUUUAGUACGUAUAAUAAAUAUAAAAGUCCCGUUCGUUACUAGACUGUUCACUAUCGAGUGUAAUAAAUACUUUAGUUACACGAUGAAAAUACGGUUUAAUCACGUGAUUUCGGUCAUCGUUGCUAUCGUUUUCGUUGUCACUUCGGCAAACGCUAAAAAUUCCCCACAGAAUCCGAUGGCAAGGAAUCAGUCGAUUCCAGCCAAACACAGUGUGAGAAGGUCGUCGAAUAAGACACAUUUUCCUGUAUCUCAUAUCGUGGCCCCAGACCAUAAGUCCUCGUCCGCCAUCAAUGCAAAGAUCAUUUUGGUCACGUCUACGAAGAGUACCAGUACGGUAAGGUCUACAUCCGUAAACACCAUCGCGACGACAAAUAUCAAGUUAUUCGCUCCGGCCAACAAUAACAAGGAGACAUUGCUUGUCAAGGGAACGGCCAACAACGCCACCGCAAAGACGUCUAUUGAGGGUACGGCCGCCGCACAGGCGGUGAAAAUCUCCAACGUAGAAAAGGUAACCUCAAACCAGAUGGACGAAAAUCGAAUUUCAAUCAAAAAACAAAACCAUAAAAAUCGAAAAUUACUCAUCAAACCUGUAAGCAGACAAUGUAGGGAGGGAUACAUUAUAACGUCUACUGGAGAUUGUAAACCAAUAUUUCAAGACGAAUAAGAUUGACGCAGUCUCAAUGCCAACGAAUUCCGGACUUAUAAUAAUAUACGGGAUGGUUCGCAAAGCAAGUGCACCACAUUUUUUACUUCAAUAUUGCAGUUUUUCAAAAUCUGAUUUUUAGAAUUUUUUAAUGUACUCAAAGCCCAUAUUUUCAAAUUCUUGUGAUUUUUUGUAUCACUUAAGAAUUUUCAUUUGGAGGUACAAACUAGAACCUCCCUUUUCUAACGUAAAUAAAUUAGUGAAUAAUUUUUCCAAACAUUUUGAUAUAUUAAUUCAAAUUUGAACGAGUAGUUUUCGAUAUAUUUAACUUUGUGUAGGUACUAAGGAUAAUAAUAUUAUGUCCAUAUGAUAAAGGGUUGAAAGAUAUUGGGCUAUGGUAAAUUAACAUUUUAGUGAUUAAUACCUAUUAAUCAGCUAUCAAGAUUAAUUAUUUGUUAACAAUUUUCCAAGUAUAAUAAACAUUGGAUCCAAUAUAAUAUACAUUUUAUAUUUUUGUAAACAGUUUUUUUAGGACUAUUAUCUUUAGUAUAUACAUUUUAAUAAUUAUAUUAAAUAAGUUCAACUCGUUCAAGUUUCAAAUUAUAGAAACUAAGUGAAAAGAGGAGUUCUCAAUUUAUUAAAAAAACAGAAGUUUGUGUCAAUACACGAAAUUCUUUAAGUAAUAGGUACAAACAAAUUCAAUAAUUUGAAAAACUGGGUGUGAUUAAAUAUGAUUAUUUUUGUAUACCUAUUUCAUUAUAUUUUAAAAUGAUUACUUUUUAUAUGUAUUUAAUAUGUUAUAUAUUUAUAUGUCAUAUUUUUCAUUGCAGUAUAUAUUUUCUACAUUUGCAAUUAAAUAAAUGUGUUAUGUGUUAAGACAAUUUUAAUUUUUUUUUGGUGGGAUGGAGUUGCCAGUUCAUAACCUUGGCUGCGGGUGGCAUUUUUCUUCGGGCAAGUCAUGGUGUCCGGAGAGAAGUGCCGCCAUCUCCCACCCAGACAUGGUAGAUACCUACGGGUGCCCAAUAAAAAAUCUGCCAAACCGAAAACACACGUGUUUUCUAAACCUACAAUUUUCUACCCUACAAAAACAAAAACAGACUUUACGAUCAUUAAAAAAAAAAAAUUUAUUUUAAACAAUAAAUAUUAUAUUUUUAUUUGAUUUAUUCAUCAAAAAAAUAAUGGGUCUCACUAGACAUGUUAGAGUUGGGUCCUAUUCGUUUACAAUUUUAAAUAUAUAUGCACUGAACAGUUAAUACAAUUAAAAAUAACUACAAAACAUUUUUCUCACAUUCCUAUAAAAUAUCAAUAUAAAUAAAUACAUAUUUUAUCUGUAUGAACGUGCAUCAAUAAACAUAAUAUUAUAAUAAAAUGCAAAUCGUGUGUUAUUUUGUC